CUAAAUAAGGCCACAAUAAGAUGAAGGCCAGUUUGAAGCCUAUCAGGUCACUUUAGCUGGUCCAAAGGCGUUAAAAUUACCUAUUAUGAGGUAGCAGCGAAAUAAACAGUCAUGUAUGAAACUUGCAUGCCUCAUUGUUUUGCAGCUUGCACGCCGGACCUCGCAAGACAAGCUGACGACCAAUGCCAUUGACAUUGGCGGUGACCAAGUCAGACAGGCUAUGCAAAGCAGAUGGUGACCACUGACCACCACUCCUUCCCGGUCAGCGGCGGCCGAGCUGUCAGCAGUAGCUCUCUGACAGUGCCAGUGGCAGCGAUUGGCAGGGGCUGCCAGCAGUAGACUUAUCACAGUGCCAGUGACAGCGACUGGCAGCGCGGUGGUCGAGCUGCCAGUGCAGUAGCUCUCUCACAGUGCCAGUGGCAGCGAUUGGCAGCGGAGGCGGGCGGUUUUCUCUCCACGCUCGAGCUACCGUCGAGUAGAUAUCGUUUUCCACUGGAGGCGCAGGUGCGCCGUAUAAAGCCCGCGGUCGGCUCUGCUCGGCAGCUCAGUAUCUCCCCUCCGCUCGAAGAUGAAGGCCUGCCUGCUCGUUCUGGCCGCUCUGGUCGCGGUGGCCGUCGCCAUGCCGCGUUACGCCCUGGUUCCUAUCGAGGAGCUGCCCUACGCUCCUCCGCGACUGAGGGUGGCCCGCGCCGCGCAGCAGUACGACAGGGAUAUCUACCAGCCGGAGCCUUCUGAGCUGAGGCCGGCGCGUCAGGCAGGCCACCCGGGCGGCUACGGCGACCAGGUCGACUACGGCGCGUACACGGGCGGGUACGGCGCCUUCGGCUGGUACGCCGACUACCCAGUGUACUCGUACGACAAGUACCACCGCUAAACCCAUCACCUGACCUCCGCACCAAGCCACCGCCUGCCGGCAGAGACGCCAGCGUGACCUAUAGGCAGGUCAUCAUCAUAUCGCCCAAGGCAGAACAUAUCAAAACGACCGAGGCGAGUCGUUAUCACAUCACCGAAUCGACAGCCCGACCACCGAUCUGCAGAGUUGUGCAGCACCGCCACCGAGCUGGCCUUUGUUGAGAACGAUGAGCCGCUGCCACAGGCGUCUGUUUGCUGUUAUGUGUCCGGCAGUGGCAGCUGUCUUUCAGCUGAAAUGUGUAUUGAAUGUGCAAUAAAACGACGUAACCAGUGAGA
Molecule: messenger RNA, 1188 nt
Organism: Amphibalanus amphitrite
Lineage: Eukaryota; Metazoa; Arthropoda; Thecostraca; Balanomorpha; Balanidae
Exons: 3
Coding region: 569-874 (101 amino acids)
Source: RefSeq, a predicted model, not a curated record